This is a messenger RNA of Oryza sativa Japonica Group (Japanese rice), 865 nucleotides long. RefSeq lists its product as uncharacterized. Lineage: Eukaryota; Viridiplantae; Streptophyta; Magnoliopsida; Poales; Poaceae. The record is from RefSeq and is a predicted model, not a curated record.
UUGUAGGAACGAAAUUUACUACUUCUUUUACCCGUGCUAUUGUGUUGUCAAUGCCGGAACCUGUGAUCAUCGAUGUUGAACUGAAAGUGAAGGGUACAACUGAAUCUGAGGACAAACACUUGAGCUACCUAGCUGUGCCACUCUUAUGUCAUGGUAAGCGUUAUUCACGUAUGCUGCUUAAUUCUGGUUCUUACACAAGCAAGCUAAGCACACUGGAGUUCAGACUUGGCUACAUCGUGUCAUCUGUGGAGGCCACAAUAUUCGUGCGAGUCAUUUGUGGGUCAUGGCCUGAUGGUUUUCAUGGUCAAUUUGCUGCCUUUACCACUGGUGUUCGUUGGAAGGAUUUGGCCCGUGAAAAGAACAUUGCCAGUGUUGAUGAUGAGAGAAUUCUCCUGCUUGAUUCUAGAGGUGAUCAGAAAGUAGUUGUUACUGGUGAUGAUGGCAAGAUUGUGCUUUCACGGUGUGUUGUUUCUGUUGAAGAUAAGGGCGAGCUGAAAGUUCAUGUCAGGGCAUGGAAAGUUGAUGACAGUGUUGUGGAAGCAGAGAUGGUUUUCACAGCAUUGAAAGCCGGUUUAAGCAAUGGUGAGCUAGACAUGGGCUUCUGUAAGCUUGGAGUUAGUGUAGCUUGGUCGCUCAUUUCAAGGAAGCCUGUUUAUGCUGAUUCGGUAAUGUAGCAGAAAGUUUGCAUGUCAGGCAUCGGAUGGUCAUAACAAACGUUGUGAAACACAUGAACUGGUUCUAUAUAUAUAUUGUUAGUAUGGUUGAUGCAGCUUUUGUAAGAUUGUGGCUGAUAUUAUACAAGUCAGAUUGGUAAUUCUCUGCCUUAAUGUUGCCUGCCUUAUACAAGUCCGCAUGUUAUCUUAUC